Molecule: messenger RNA, 1606 nt
Organism: Sabethes cyaneus
Lineage: Eukaryota; Metazoa; Arthropoda; Insecta; Diptera; Culicidae
Gene: pinta
Product: retinol-binding protein pinta
Exons: 4
Coding region: 235-1083 (282 amino acids)
Cellular component (GO): membrane
Molecular function (GO): phosphatidylinositol bisphosphate binding
Source: RefSeq, a predicted model, not a curated record
AUUUAGAAACGCUUGGAAACCGUGUUUAACACUAAUUGUGUUAAUAUAUUGUUAUUUUAUUUUGAUCGGGACUAGCACACGCUAUCAGUAAUAAAAUUCUUAUCACAUUUAGACAAACCCAAGAUUUUAAUGCAUCGUCUUCGUCAGCUGUGAAGAACAGAGUGUAGUAGACAUUUAAUGCUAUACUUUUGAGAUUACCGAAUUGCAAACGGGAAAAAAAUAAAACGUUCAAAAAUGACGCAAAAAUAUAUGGCAUUGUUGCACGAAACUUGUUAUCAUUACGCCGAAGAACAUCUUGGAGAGACAGCUGCACGGAGAAAUGCUGGAAUAGCAGAAAUUGAGCAAUGGUUGCAAAAUGAACGGCCUAAUAUUGUUUUGCCCAACGACGUGCGAUAUGUCGUGUAUUUUUUACGCACUACGAAAUUCGACGUUAAUAAAGCUAAACGAAAAAUUCAGAUGUACUGUAAAAUUCGCUCCGCUCGUAUUGAAUGGUUUAAAAAUCGAAAUCCUUUUCUACCAGAGGUUCUGGAACUAUUAGAUAUCGGCAUUUUUCUUCCGUUGCGUGAAAAAGAUGAAUUAAACCGGCAAGUAGUUAUUAUAAGAACUGCGGCUCAUAAUCCGAAAUGUCAUAGCCAGGAUAAUGUUUUUAAAGUGGACAAAAUGAUUUUGGAUCUCUUACUGUAUCUAGAUGAGACUAUAUCUAUCUACGGUAUAGUAGCGAUUUUCGACAUGAAAAAUGUAACUUUAGGUCACGCCCUUCAGUUACCACCCUCCCUUGUAAAAAGAACUGUUGAGAGCUGGGAAAACUAUCCGUGUCGGCCACAAUUGUUGGAAUUUGUAAAUGCACCGAUACACGUUAACGUCAUAUUGAAUGUUUUCCGGAGUUUCAUGAGUGCAAAAAUGAAAUCUCGGGUUAAGAUUUCCAGGAGGGAUACAUACGUUUCCAAAUACAUCAAUUUACCACCGGAACUUGGAGGAACUGGAGAGUCCUAUCAUGACCUCACCAUGUACUGGAAGCAACAAGUGCAAGAACAUGCGGUAUGGUUUGCUGAAACAGAUCAAAAUAAUCAGCGAACUUCCUGACAUUAUUUAAUAAUAAAUAAUAUAGUAAGUUAUUCCUCACACACCCGUAUGUCUUUUUGACGUAGAGCUACGUUUUACGGCAAGUUUUGAGAUAGGGUAUCAUUCCAAAAAAUCAAAAAAUGCGAGCGUCGCGAAAAAUGAUAUAUACCUAAGGUUUUGAGCACUAAUAGCUCAACGGUUUUCCGAUCGAUUUUCAAUAUUUUUGCACCAAUCGAUCGGAAAAUCUUCUACGCAUCCACACCAAUAAAGAAAACUAUUGAUUUUUAAGUGUGCACAAUUGAAAAAUCGGAUAUAAUGGACCAUUGUCCACCUAGAAAUCCUCGCUUCGUGAUUGGUUUUUGGAAAUAACGUCAUCAAAAGUGGUAACUCGUUUUCGGCUUAUAAUUCAGUUAAUUUUCAAUAGAUUUCCAACAUAUUUAACCCAAUCGAUCGGAAAAUCGAAUUGGAAAAUAUAGAAAACAAUUGAUUUUCAAUGCGCGUCAUUGAAAAAUAGAGAAUAACUAACUCGGUCUAACUAGAAAUU